This is a messenger RNA of Leishmania mexicana MHOM/GT/2001/U1103, 873 nucleotides long. RefSeq lists its product as hypothetical. The record is from RefSeq and is a predicted model, not a curated record. Bases 1 to 873 code for a protein of 290 amino acids. The transcript has a single exon. NCBI's taxonomy places the organism in Eukaryota, Euglenozoa, Kinetoplastea, Trypanosomatida, Trypanosomatidae.
AUGCAACAACAACCGAGGCCAGUGGUGGCGCAGUACGCCUAUCUCGAGCUUCUCCCGCUCACGUACACCGGUCCUGCUCCGCCCCCGGCGCCGCCGUGCAUGGACCCGACACCGGAUGAGCAGUACCGCCAGGGCGUUGCUGAAAGGAAGGCGGCGCUGAAGGAGAAGGAGGCGCGGCGGCAGAUGUCCUCCAGCGGCAGCGGAAUGCUUGCCAGCCUCAAGAGCGCUGUCUCGCAGGCAGUCAUGACCAUGGAGAAGGGCGCCGCGGACGUGUCGACCCGCACGGAGUCGCAGGUGCGUCAGCUCGAGUACCAGUACGACCGCGACCGCUUUCAUCUGCACUUCCACGAGCUCGCCGCGCAGGGCGAGGCGCUGCUUGCCGACUACCGCUGCAGCGCAAUGCACGGCGGCCUCCAAGUCAGCGGCCACAUUCAGAUCACAUAUCAUUACUUGUGCUUCUUCGCGGAGACCACCUCAAGCAUCGCCAAGACGACGGACGCCGUCAUGGGCGUCUUUGGGGCAGCCCGUCAUCCGGCCAACCCCAACGACGAGUCGCGGAACAAGCCUAUUGGCGUCAAGCAGGUGAUUUCGCUGGCCAACGUUGUUUCGAUUCAACCUUCUGUGGUGCUCGAGAGCAUCGGCGGGCAGGCGCCGUUCUUUAUGCUGCUUCCCGCACCAACGGUGCGUCCAACAGCCCUGCAGCUGUACACGCAGGACAGCAAACUCUACCAGUUCAUGCACUUCGAGUCGCUCAUCUCCCGCGCCUCUGGGGCGCUCCACGACGGCGUCAAGGGCACCGCGCUCGAUCAAGCGUACAACUACCUCGACCACGCGUGGCGUGAUACGGUGAAUCUUCGACCGAAGGAUGUCUAG